Molecule: messenger RNA, 2532 nt
Organism: Durusdinium trenchii
Lineage: Eukaryota; Dinophyceae; Suessiales; Symbiodiniaceae
Source: the annotation of a GenBank genome assembly
CAAGGGUCGAUUUCUGCUAAUGGCAUGAUUCUUGGACCUGUUCUUCUGCAAAGCAGAAGCCACUAUCCAAUUCUCAAUGCCCAAAGUAAUCAAUGCGACAGUUGAAGAGUUGGAGGCUGCUCGGAAUGAGCUCAAGGGGCUCAUUGCCAAGCUCAACAAGGGUAAGGCUGACAAGGAAGAAGUGCAGCCUCCGGCGACACGAGUUCAGAACAAUGUUGAUGACUUGACCGAGAUUGUCAAUAAGAAUGCAAAAGUUGCUGAAGAGGCAGCCUCAAAUUUCCGCCAAGAGGCGAAGGAUUACUGCGACUCCAAGACCAGCGAUGUGCGCAGUGAGGUCUUAUCGGCACUGGCCGAAGAGGAGGACGCUCGCAGCUCUGGUCAAAGUCAACUGGAAGCCCAGAUUCAGCAGCUCGAUGUCGACGUGCGAAAUGCCUUUGCCGACGAGCUGACGUCACUUUGUGUGAAGAUCGAGGAAGAGUUCGCCACAUUGCGGCAGGAGUUGACAGACCUCAUUGAGCGGAAGGCCCAAGAGGCAGCUGACCACACCAGCAGGGUUCAGACUGAGUUGUCUGCUGAGCUCGCAGAGCUUCGGAAAGAGGUCGCCGACCGAGACAGCGAGUCCCGGGCGCUUUUUGCAGACAAGCUGCAGAAACAAAAGGAUGCCAUGGAGGAGGCUCAUUGCAAGAUGAAUGCAACUGCGGAUCAGGACCGCAACAACACCAAUGCUGCAGUAGCAGGCAUUCAUGAGAUGCUUGAAGAACAUCGAAGAGCCGCAGCUAGUCAAACGCAAAGCUCAAAGGAGGAGGUCUCACAAGCCCUACAGGACUUUCAGAUGGAAUCCUGGAAGAAGUUUUCCGAAGUGGACCAACGCAAUGAUCGGCAUCAGGAUUUUCUCAAGAUGUUGGACCAGGUUCUUGCGCGGCGGGUCGAAUGGCUUCUGCAUGAAGCAUCAUCCUUGCUACCAAGCGGUGAAGAGCCAGAGCAACCGAGCUCUCCGUCGCUGCGCUAUAAAAGCUAUUUCUCACCAAAGUUCACAGCUGCAGGAUGUAGAGGAUUGCAAUUGGAGCUUCGAGUGCUCAAAGGGAGUCGCUCUCCAGGCCCAGGCGGCCCAGGUCCAGAUAACUGCAGCCUUCACUUGUGGUGCCCAACAAACACACAACUCCACGUGCGUUUCUUUGCUGGUGAGAAGUGGGUGACAAUGGAGAAGGCACAGAACCAGGAUGGACCAAUCGGUGCAAAGCGGAUGGGCCUUUUGCAGGACCACAUCAGCUUGGAAGAUGACACACUGAGAGUUGGCGUUGAAAUCCUUGAGGCCAUCCAAGAGGUUGGGGAGGAGGCAUUGGUGAAGGCGAUACAGACAGAAGAGCAAGGCUUUGUGCCGCUUGAUGAUGUAAUCCAGCCGUACGGGUCCAGUGAACUUCUUUUUCAGCGUCACAUCAAUCACAGGGUAUUGUCACAAGUGCGGAAGGAGGUGGACAAGAUGCAGUGUAAGAUGGUAAAGCGAGUGGAGUGGUUGUUGACUGAAGCCGAUCAAUUGGAACGGCAAUUCCCCCACGACCACCCGAUUUGCAGCCCGGUGUUCUCUGCCGGUGGCGUCGACGGCAUGCAGUUCAUUUUCUAUCCGCUGGGAUAUCGAGACUCGACCGAGGGCUUUUGCUCGCUGUUUCUGUACUGUCCAUCAGGCGUCAAUAUCAAGUGCAACCUGAAUGCUGGAAGCCAAAAGCGAGAUGCCAGCAACAACUUCAAAGAAGCAGGUGCCUUUGGCCGGUGCAAUUUCUGCCGACUCGACAGCGCCAUCGACACGGACACAAACACUGCCCUAUUGUGGCUUGAAAUUGAGGAACUGAUACAGGAGAGCAAGAAGACCAUGGAAGAUGAAAAGAGGAAAGUGAAGAAACCUCCUGCCCUGGAGCUCGAGAGUGCUGCCCCUGGCCCUGCAGGGAGCGUCAAGUUGGUGCGAAUCGCCAACACCGACUAUUUGACGGAGGUCAGAAGAUUACCAGCAAUGUGGACGGAUCAAAAGCUGGGAGACUUCGUGAAGAAGCCGGAGGGUUAUCGCAACUUCAAAGAGUUGGUUGGACGACAAAGGGCUCCAACUCAUACAGGAAAGCUGGUUGAUGGAGGUGCUGCAAGCGUGGGCGGUGCUACUGGACGAGGAGCUCCAAGUACUAUGACCACAGCUCGUCAGCCAGACACUGUGCGCUCCGAAUCGAUGCCAGUUUUGCGCUCUGACAGAGGUCUGGCUAUGGAUUUGACUGCCCCAGGUCCAGAUGCGCUACCUUUGCUUUGCGGGCCUCAUGGUGAGUUUGGCAGUGACCAAGGGUAUGGUUCUCCGUUGCUUUGGGCAGGGAAGUCCCGGAAGGCAAGAAGUUCCACGAGCUUUCGCCAGCGCUUCUGAGAGACACGACUUGGCCAACGCCAAGCAACGCAACGCACCAAGCAGUGCCAAGCAGUCUCACCAAAGAAUGUCACAUCGUGUCACCCACAUCGCCCCAAGAAAGAUCCGGAGAGUUUGCAGAGCAUCAGAUCAGC